AUGAACGUGUUCAAGGUGAAACCGGAGUCGUAUUCGGACUUUGAGCAGGUCUGGAAAACCCGGGAGAGCCGCCUCAAGCAGAUGCCGGGCUUCGUGCGCUUCGCAAUGUUAAGAUGUGAAAACGUUCCUGGCAAGUACAUCAGCCAGGCAGCUUUGGAGUGCUGUGAGGGGGGGGGUACGUAUUGGCAGUCCAAGGAGGACUUCCAAAACUGGACCAAGAGCAGCCAAUUCGCCGCCAGCCAUGGCGGAGGCAGCGGAGGCAGUGGCAGCGGCAGCGGUGAGAGCAAGCGGCCCAACACCAUGACAAUGUUGGAGGGGCCGCCCUCCCCUGAGUUGUUCUCUACCGUCACCAUUACCGAAUAGGGGGGUCCUAUAGCACAGCGAAGGCGUGGAGCAGCAGCAACGGCACCAACAACAGCAUCAGGAACAGCAGGAGGAGGAGGAGCAGCAGGAGGGGGACGAGGAGCAGAGGGGGACUUCAUGUCUUCAGUCAGAACCCGCAGUGGCAAGGGGUCGCGAAGGAUUGCUGGGGUGAUGAUGGUGGCUGAGGAGUAAGGCUGAAUUAGCGGAUGCUGGGCCGGAUGCGUCCAACAGGCUGUGAGUCUUGGCCCCAAGGAGACUAUACUUAAAAUCAUUUAAUUCAUUUGAAUUCG
This is a messenger RNA of Volvox carteri f. nagariensis, 653 nucleotides long. RefSeq lists its product as uncharacterized. The transcript is spliced from 5 exons. The record is from RefSeq and is a predicted model, not a curated record. The coding region runs from base 1 to 363 and encodes 120 amino acids. NCBI's taxonomy places the organism in Eukaryota, Viridiplantae, Chlorophyta, Chlorophyceae, Chlamydomonadales, Volvocaceae.